This is a messenger RNA of Caenorhabditis sp. 36 PRJEB53466, 4327 nucleotides long. Lineage: Eukaryota; Metazoa; Nematoda; Chromadorea; Rhabditida; Rhabditidae. The record is from the annotation of a GenBank genome assembly.
AUGAAGACGGGUUUCGUUUGCGACGACCGCAAUGCACUAAUUGAGAUGCUGAUUGGAUUCAUAAUUGUCAGACAGCAAAGAAAACAAACGUUCACAUUGUACGGCUUACCCAUCGUUUUUUGCAGUUUCACAAUCAUUUUAUCACUGAAACAUUGAUAAUUUCGUACAGAUUUUACAAUUGUGUUAUCGAUUUUAAUCGUAUGCCUAUUUUCUCGAACAUUCCUCAAUUAAUUCUUGAUCCCUGAAAAGUUCGACGUCAACCGCCCACCCGCCGCAAUCCUCGACAGGCACUACUCGUCUCUUCUCUCUCUUUUUUUAACUAUACACUCACUUCUAAUUUGUUGCCAUUCCAUUCCAAUCACACUCGUUUCUUUCUCUCCUUCGAUUCGGACGAAGUGUUUGAUGACGUCGUGCCGUCGUGUUUGUGUCGCUUUUUUGAUGGAACCCUCAAAAGUGCAGCUUGUGGGGGUUUAGUGGCGGGUUUCACGAGUAUGUUAUAGUUUUUCGAGCAUUCAUAUUUAUGGUUUGAUUUCCAAUGUUCAUAAAAAAUGUUUAACAAAAAUGCCUGAACUUUUGACUCAAGUCUUUUGGGUGCAUUAAUCGAAUUAUCCGGUUUCGAGAUUUGUGGAAGACCUUGGGCCCAAGAUACGUACAAAAAGCCUUGGACCUCAUCAAAAUAAUGCAGCAGGGUCAAUUCCUGUUAAAAAGGACAGAUGAUGUUUCAGUGCCUCAUUUCGUUUGUCUACGAUAUCUUCUCUAGUAACUUUUACCGUUUUCCCUCUCGCCUUUUCGACGUCUUUCACAUUCGCGUGAACGCUCGUGAUUCUGAUGAUUGGAGAAAACACAAUAUUUCCGUUUUACACCCCCCGUCAUUAAUCUGAACCGUUCAAUAUGUUUCAAUCCCAAAUUCCCAUCCAUUAAAAUUCAGUUUUAUGUCCAACUUAGAAGACUUGUAGCUGCUUUCAGUUUCAACUUCUCGCUUUAUCUGUUCUAAGACAGUGUUCCACAUUUUUAGUUCCUCAUAUGAAUCAGUGAGAGCCUCAACACCUGUUCCAUUCAGUGCCUCCUCCAGAAUCCUGUUCUAUGCCAUUCAUUUCGAUUCCUCCGAAUGAUGUAUCCCGACGACGGAUAAGUACAAGCGAGAGAGAGAGAGAGAGAGAGAGAGAGAGGCUGUCUGUCGGUGAUAAGAAACAUUUCCGACAAGAGAUAAACUUGAUUAUGUCUUCACAGUGGCAAACCUUCUCUAUCCUUUCCUUCUUUUGUCCUGUUUCAUGUUGCAAACGAAUCGAUUAUAUAUAUCAAGUGGACAUGCUACUUCAAAUAAAACAGUUGUCUGUUUCAGGUUUCUUCACAACGACAUUGAUGUUACGGGAAGAACGUAAACAUCUCAUUGUUUAGCUACCUACCAUUCAUCUCAAAUGUCCAUUUCUGUUUCACUAACAGUCUACCCGCAACACUACUGGGUACUUUUUUUUUUAAAUCAAGCUGAAAAAAAGCGUUUGUCCAAUCUAUUUUUCUUGCCUUCAUUCUGCCCAAUUUCUUCCAUCGCCUCCUCGUCGUUUAUUUCCAAACGACCUUCGCCCACACUUCUUUUCGCGCCGGCUAAUCCCGUGCCUCCCGGAGCGGUCAUCCUAAAAUCAUGGGCACAAUUAUCGUUUACCUCUUUUCUUUUCUCACAUAGGAUUUAAUUGCAAAAAAAAAAAAGAAAAAAAGUUCAUAAAGUACCGUCCUUCUUAUCAAAUCCGUUGCCGUAUCUUUGCCGAACACACGCAGGCUCCGCCCCUUUUUCGCUAUCCGCUAUCCUUUAUUCGCAUCAUUGUCCCUCGCUUUUCAUCGUCCACUUCUUCCACUCGCUCCCUCCCUAUCACCUUGCAGUUUCGUACUUUGCACCCCCCUCACCGCUUCAACGUGCUCCUUUAAGGCCUCGUUGUGCGUUUCAACAGCUCCAGUACUGCAUACUACAGUUUUUAGACGCCGAAAAAGUGAGGAAAUGUCGGUCGCCAACGUGGAACUCGCCAAAUUGAACAAGUUGGACACUGGAAAACUGCCAGAGGCCAGCGUCGCUUUCGUCAAAAAUGAUUCCGGUAUUUGACUAAUAAAAUAACGCCAUUAUUGGCGGGUGUAAAGGUUUUGAGAAGUAGCUGAAACAGAAAAAUUGAGUCACUGUGAAGGGGCGUGUGUAUAGAAACAGCAUCAUAACUCUAGAAUAGAGUGUUUUAGAGAAACAUGGUCAAUUGCAAAGUUGUAGAGCACAAAAUUUGCUCAAAUUUUCCAGUUGAUGAUUUUUUGAAAUAAUAAUUGGUUGUCUAGAUAUGGGCCUUCAAAAAUUGAUAAAGCGUUCAAAAAUUGGUAAAAGUAAAAGUUGCGUUAAGAUGAAAGGUAGUUGAAACUCUAAUAUAUCGAAAAUUUUAAUGCAAUCUCAACUAACCAAGAAUUUUUUUUUUGAUUCCGAGAAAUUGCGCAAAAGCAACUGAGACCAUUCACUAGUGAGCGUUAUAAAAGUUUCUCAAAACUUGAUAACCUUCAGAAACAGAAAUGUUAUGUUCUAUAUGAAGCGUCUAAAGUCUCGGAAAACCCGCAAAUCUCGCGGAUUUUGCAGUCCAAAGUCGGCAGAAAUUUGCGGGAAAUCCGGGGUGCGCACAGCUGAACGAGUGUUACCGUACACCAUAAAAAAAUACGGUAUUUUUUUGAAAAAAAUUUAAAUUUCUCGAGAAUAUUUGAAAAUUUUUCAAAUUUCUUGGGUAAAUUGUGACGGUUUUUUUUUAAAAAAUUUAAAUUUCUUGGGUAAAUUUUUCAACGCUAUUUUUUUGAAAAAAAUUAAAUCUCUCGAGAAUAUUUGAAAAUUUUUCAAAUUUCUUGGGUAAAUUUUCAACGGUUUUUGAAAAAAAUUUAAAUUUCUUGGGUAAAUUUUUCAACGGUUUUUGAAAAAAAAUUUAAAUCUCUCGAGAAUAUUUGAAAUUUUUUUCAAAUUUCUUGGGUAAAUUUUUCAAAAAAAUACCGUAUUUUUUUAUGGUGUACGGUAAUACUCGUUCAGCUGUGCGCACCCCGCAAUUUUCUGCCGACUUUAGACUGCAAAAUCCACGAGAUUUGCGAGUUUUCCGAGACUUUGGACGUGGAAAUACCUAUUUUCAGGCAAGACCCUGGCCCGUGAGACGAUCAUCAAGUACACGCCUUCGCUGGCCUACGCCGUCGUCCAGGAGCUCGAUCCGAGCAUCGCCGGAAAGGAUAUUCUGGUGAAGAACGAGGAUGCGCUGCAGCUCAAACUCAUCACCAUCGAGGUACUGACUGAUCCAAGAAGACAACGAGAAACGGAAUAAUUCAGACGGUGAAAGAGAACCGACGUCUUCUGCCGAUCGCCCAACAAUUCCACUCGGUGCCGGACGGAAGACACGCCGAAUGUCACAUGACUGACGUGCUGGCCACUCAUUCGUUGGGACGAUUCAACUUGGAUCUCAAGAAGAACGUCACGAUUGACUCGUUUGAGGUGAGAGUCUGGACAGUUUUCGAGUGUGGCACACAUCUAUGGAUUUCAGCUGACCGAUUCGUGGAGAGACGACGCCGGAUUCAUCGUCACCGACCGCAACACCUACUUCCAGGGCACUUUCGACGUCAAAAAACUUCUGCCGACACUUUUGCCGUCUUCUCGUGAGUUUUCUCAAUUUUUGGUUGAAGACGUCACAUUGUUCUAGGCAAUUGUCAUUCCAAGAGCUACAGUCGGGCUAGGAUUGAUAGUACAAAAAGUUGUAAACUACGAAAAACUGUUUUAGAGCUCAGAUAAAUCCGUUCAAAAAUAAAUUGUUCAUAAUGGGAAACCUGACGAUUUUAGCGAUUCUGAAACAGUCGACUUUUUCGCAGAAACGAUCAGCGCCUACGCGAAAACCGACUUUGACGCCGUCGCCGACUUUGACUCGACAGUCUGCGGCUUCUCGCGCGACGCCUACCUCCAACUGCUGCUCGCCUCCAACGCCGCGGCGACCGCCGUCUUCGUGGCCAAGUCGUCGGGCUCUGUCGACGGCUACAUUGUCGGAAGCGGCGAGCGAAUCAACCAUUUGUACGCGGAGACGAUCGAACUCGCGCACGCACUUCUCAAGCAAUACGUGCUGAGCCUCAAGCUGACCACCGUCACUUUGUUCGCCGCCAACGGCGUCUGGGAGUGUGAGCCGAAGGCGAAGCGGGAGGUGCAUAGAAGACACACUCGUGCAGUUCCGUCUCUCAUCAAGUGGGCGAAGGUAGGAAGUGAAAAAGCACGAUUUUUGGGUUUUAGUACGCAUCUGAAACGUUGAACUUUCAGAUCUACGCAUUGAAUAUGGGUGUUCACAUCGUCUGA